Diplodia corticola is the source of this 1563-nucleotide messenger RNA. RefSeq names its product cation diffusion facilitator 1 protein. NCBI's taxonomy places the organism in Eukaryota, Fungi, Ascomycota, Dothideomycetes, Botryosphaeriales, Botryosphaeriaceae. The transcript has 8 exons. The record is from RefSeq and is a predicted model, not a curated record. Bases 1 to 1563 code for a protein of 520 amino acids.
AUGCAAUAUGGGACUGGCUAUCAAGUCCAUCUGGAGAAAGACCCGAGCUUCUUGAGAGAGAUUUGGGCCUGGUACAUCAUCGGCAUCACCACAAUUACUUUGCGAUGGAUUGUUCGCAUCAGGACGGUGGGCUUCCGCGGCCUCGCCGGAGAUGACUACAUCACGGCCCUUACACUUGCUUUCUACACGAUGGACGCUGUACUUGUGCACAUAGUCUACCACACUGGCGCCAACGCAGGCCUGACUCAACCCAUCGUGGACCAGCUUACGCGGGCUGAGAUUGAUCAAUUCAUCCUGGGUUCAGCGUGUCAGACGGCUGCUUGGUACAGUUACUCUGCCCUGAUCUGGUGCAUGAAGUUCACCAUGCUCCUCUUCUACAAACGCCUCACAUUCGGCACACUCCAAAACCGCAUGAUCAAACACCUCUUCUGGCUCUGCGGCAUCACCUACCUCAUCGUCGUCCUCACCCUCACCUUCGGCUGCUUCCCCUUCUCCGACAACUGGGCCGUCGCCCCCACCCUCCCCCCGCGCCGCUGCACCUUCAAAACCCAAAACCUGCUCGUCACCGUCACGCUCAACGUCCUCACCGACGCGGCGAUCCUGGUGAUACCCAUCCCGCUGCUGUGGCGCCUGAAAGUCGCGACGUCGCGCAAGCUCGCCAUCGCCGCGCUGCUCUCGUCGGGCGUCUUCGUCAUCGGCGCCGCCGUCACGCGCGCCGCGCUGACGCUGGGCGAGGCGCCGUCCGCGCUGAACAUCAACCGUUGGGGCGUGAGGGAGACGAUUGUGGGCAUCGUGGCGGUGCAGUUGCCGCUUUUGCGGCCGUUGUUUGUGAGGGAUUUUUGGAGGAGGGGGGAUUUCAGGGUGUCGGAGGGGAGUAGUGGUGCGAAUGGGAAUAGUGCGAGUGAUGGGAGGACGGGGACGCAUGGCGGGACGGUCACCGGUGGCGCAGGCGGCAAGUAUCGUCAUCGCGGCGGCAAGAAGGGGGGGUACGGCGAGGACGGCGGUGCCGGCGCGGGCGCAGGCGCAGGCGCAGGCGCCGCCAUCGAGCUGCGCAACAGCAGCAACAGCAGCGGGGGCAGCAGCGACGACGUCGACCUCGAGCGCGCGAGCACGUAUUCCAAGGAGCAGCCGUCGAGCAUCACCAUCGUCGAGCUGCUGGAGCGCGACAGGGAGAGGGUGGCGUCGCCCACGACGAGACCGAAGGCCGGCGCGCGCGUCCUCAGGGGCCCCAGCGUGUCCGACGACGACGACAACGACGGCAGCGAGGAUGGCAUCGUCGGGAGGGAGUAUCGGAGCAGUCCGUCGCCGUUGCCGCCGACGCAGCGCCAGCAGUUUCAGCGCCGCAUGAGCGGUGCGAAUGUCGUUGGUGGUGGUGGCGGCGUUGGCCCGCUGGCGGCGGGGAACGGCAACAGCAACAACAACAACAACAAUAUCGUGUUUGUCGAGACGACGUAUGAGAUUCGUCACGAGGGGCGGAGGACGGGGGAUGAUGACGACGGCGCGGCGACGGGGGAGGUCGGGUGCGAUACGCGGAUUACGGCGACGAGGGGGUGGGGGAGGUGA